Molecule: messenger RNA, 4148 nt
Organism: Anolis carolinensis (green anole)
Lineage: Eukaryota; Metazoa; Chordata; Lepidosauria; Squamata; Anolidae
Product: nicotinamide N-methyltransferase
Exons: 3
Coding region: 41-832 (263 amino acids)
Cellular component (GO): cytosol
Molecular function (GO): N-methyltransferase activity
Source: RefSeq, a predicted model, not a curated record
GGCCAAAGUCAUUUAGGUGUUUCUCUUGAUCACAGGCAGAAUGGAAGUGGGCUUCACUGGAAAAGAAGCUUACCGGCAGCAUUUUGAUCCCAAGGCUUUUUUCAAUAUCUACAUGCCUUGUGGCUCCUCGCAAACCUGCGAGCCGGCGACUACGUUCCUCCAGGAAAAGCUCCACAAGGCCUUCCGUGUGGAUGGCAUCCGAGGAGACACCCUGAUUGACAUCGGCAGUGGUCCCUCCAUCUACCAACUGUUGUCUGCUUGCGAGUCCUUCAGGGAGAUCAUCGUCACCGAUUUCCUUGAGCAGAAUCGGGUGGAGAUACGGAAGUGGCUGGAGAAGGACCCGGAAGCCUUCGACUGGACCUCCAUGGUGAAAUACACCUGCCAGAUGGAGGGAGACAGGGAGAAGUGGAUGGAAAAGGAGGAGAAGCUCAGGAGGACCAUCAAGCAAGUUCUACCAUGCGAUGUGACCCUGGCCAACCCCUUGGAUCCUUUGGUGCUCCAGCCGGUCGACUGUGUCCUCUCCUCUUACUGUCUGGAAUCGGCUUGCAAUGAUGUUCCCACUUACCGUUCAGCUGUGAAGAACGUGGGCUCCUUGGUCAAACCCGGGGGACACCUCAUCUUUGCGGUGGUUUUGGAGGAAACCUACUACAUGGUUGGCCCACACAAGUUCGAUUGUCUUUACCUGACACCAGAAAUUGUUACAGAUGCUGUGAAAGGGGCUGGCUUUGAAGUCCUGUGGCCUCAGAGCCUUAGGCUCACCUUUCCCCUGAGCAUCAGUGAUGCCAAAGGCAUGUUUUUCAUAGUGGCCAAGAAACCCAGCGAAUCCCAGUGAGUUAAUGGGGGAAAGAACCAAUGCCGACCAUAGGAACCCCAUAAAUGAAGCUCAUUCUCCAGAUCUUUGAGCUCUAGAUCAGAAACACACCUCGAUUUUCAAAACCCUGAAACCCAAAAAAAAGUAUUUACAAUAUUAUAUCAAUCUAAUGUGCAUCCUAAUUUGGGCAACAAAACAUGAGCAUUAGAUUUGACUAAAUAUAGUAUGUCAUUCUAUGCCAAGCUGGCUGAUGGAUCCCAUCUCUGGAACUUAGUGAAGUUUUGCCUCGGUCCUAAUGGAGUUAUCCCAGGUUCUGAAAUGGUCCCAGGACCUUGGAGAGCUCUUUUAAAACCAGGCAAAACCUGGAAGGGAUUCACCCAUAUUUACUCGAAUGAAAUGCUCCAUUUUCAAAAUCCUGAAACCUAAAAAAGUAUUUAGAAUAUUAUAUGAAUCUAAUGAGCACCCCAAUUUGGUCAAAAAAAAUGAGCAUUAGAUUUGAGUAAGUACAGUUUGUCAUUCUAUGCCUGGCUGGUGGAUCCCAUCUCUGGAACUUAGUGAAGUUUUUUCUCGGUCCUAAUGGAGUUAUUCCAGGUGCUGAAAUGGUCCCAGGACCUUGGAGAGCUCUUUUAAAACCAGGCAAAACCUGGAAGGGAUUCACCCAUAUUUACUCGAAUGAAAUGCUCCAUUUUCAAAAUCCUGAAACCUAAAAAAGUAUUUAGAAUAUUAUAUUAAUCUAAUGAGCACCCCAAUUUGGUCAAAAAAACAUGAGCAUUAGAUUUGAGUAAAUACAGUUUGUCAUUCUAUGCCUGGCUGGUGGAUCCCAUCUCUGGAACUUAGUGAAGUUUUUUCUCGGUCCUAAUAGAGUUAUUCCAGAUGCUGAAAUGGUCCCAGGACCUUGGAGAGCUCUUUUAAAACCGGGCAAAACCUGGAAGGGAUUCAGCCUUAUUUACUCAAAUGUAAUGCUCUAUUUUCAAAAUCCUGAAAUCCAAAAAAGUAUUUAGAAUAUUAUAUGAAUUUAAUGAGCGCCCUAAAUUGGUCAAAAAAAAUAUGAGCAUUAGAUUUGAGUAAAUACAGUAUGUCAUUCUAUGCCAAGAUGGCUGGUGGAUCCCAUCUCUGGAACUUAGUGAAGUUUUGCCUCAGUCCUAAUGCAGUUAUUCCAGGUGCUGAAAUUGUUUCAGCACCAUGGAGAGCUCUUUUAAAACUGGGCAAAACCUGGAAGAGAUUCAGCCUUAUUUACUCGAAUGUAAUGCUCCAUUUUCAAAACCCUGAAACCCAAAAAAGUAUUUAGAAUAUUAUAUCAAUAAAAUGAGCACCCUAAUUUGGUCAAAAAAACAUGAGCAUUAGAUUUAAGUAAAUACAGUAUGUCAUUCUAUGCCAAGAUGGCUGAUGGAUCCCAUCUCUGGAACUUAGUGAAAGUUUUGCCUCGGUCCUAAUGGAGUUAUCCCAGGUGCUGAAACAGUCCCAGGACCAUGGUGAGCUCUUUUAAAACCGGGCAAAACCUGGAAGGGAUUCACCCAUAUUUACUCGAAUGUAAUGCUCCGUUUUCAAAACCCUGAAACCCAAAAAAGUAUUUACAAUAUUAUAUCAAUCUAAUGUGCAUCCUAAUUUGGUCAAAAAAACAUGAGCAUUAGAUUUGAGUAAAUACAGUAUGUAAUUCUAUGCCAAAAUGGCUGAUGGAUCCCAUCUCUGGAACUUAGUGAAGUUUUGCCUCGGUCCUAAUGGAGUUAUCCCAGGUUCUGAAAUGGUUUCAGGACCAUGGAGAGAUCUUUUAAAACUGGGCAAAACCUGGAAGGGAUUCAGCCUUAUUUACUCGAAUGUAAUGCGCCAUUUUCAAAAUCCUGAAACCCAAAAAAAGUAUUUAGAAUAUUAUAUGAAUCUAAUGAGAACCCCAAUUUGGUCAAAAAAACAUGAGCAUUAGAUUUGAGUAAGUACAGUUUGUCAUUCUGUGCCAAGAUGGCUGAUGGAUCCCAUCUCUGGAACUUAGUGAAAUUUUGCCUCGGUCCUAAUGGAGUUAUCCCAGGUGCUGAAAUGGUUUCAGGACCAUGGAGAGAUCUUUUAAAACCGGGCAAAACCUGGAAGGGAUUCAACCUUACUUACUCGAAUGUAAUGCUCCAUUUUCAAAAUCCUAAAACCCAAAAAAGUAUUUAGAAUAUUAUAUGAAUCUAAUGAGCACCCCAAUUUGGUCAAAAAAACAUGAGCAUUAGAUUCGAGUAAAUACAGUAUGUCAUUCUAUGCCAAGAUAGCUGAUGGAUCCCAUCUCUGGAACUUAAUGAAGUUUUGCCUUGGUCCUAAUGGAAUUACAGUAGAGUCUCACUUAUCCAACGUUCUGGUUUAUCCAACGCAUUUUUGUAGUCAAUGUUUUCAAUAUAUCGUGAUAUUUUGGUGCUAAAUUCGUAAAUACAGUAAUUACUACAUAACAUUACUGCGUAUUGAACUACUUUUUCUGUCAAAUUUGUUGUAUAACAUGAUGUUUUGGUGCUGAAUUUGUAAAAUCAUAACCUAAUUUGAUGUUUAAUAGGCUUUAUCUUAAUGCCCCCUUAUUAUCCAACAUAUUCGCUUAUCCAAUGUUCUGCCGGCCCGUUUAUGUUGGAUAAGUGAGACUCUACUGUAUCCCAGGUGCUGAAAUGGUUGCAGGACCUUGGAGAGAUCUUUUAAAACCGGGCAAAACCUGGAAGGGAUUCAGCCUUAUUUACUCGAAUGUAAUGCUCAUUUUCAAAACCCUGAAACCCACAAAAGCCUUUACCAUAUUACACACAUCUAAUGCACAACCUAGUUUUGCGAAGGUAAUUUGGUCAAAGAGGCCCAGUGCCUCUGCAUGUCAACAGAACUUAAUUCAUUGCCUUGAGCAGAAAAAAAAUGAUCCAAACAAGGAAGGAAAGAGGAUGGUAUAUGAUGGCUGCCUUUGCAUUUCCACCCAUUAAUAAUAGUAAAAAAGGGGAUUCAUGAGUGUCAGAGUGUCCUCCGAAGAUUCACACUCAAGCAGGCUCACCAAAACAGCGGGUCCCGUCUCUGGUCACAGUCGCAGCUCCAACUUUCUCUCCACUCCAAACUCCAGUCCAGUCUGGAAUCAGGGCCAGUCUAGGAUACUGGGAUCUGGGAUCUAGUCCAGUCUAGGAUCUGGGCCCAUAACCAAAUGUCAGAGUAAUUUAAGCAGCGCAGCAGCAGUUGGAUGGAGUCAGUGGAACGCAGCACGAAGAGACAUCAGAGUGAUUUUUUUAAUCUCAUGCUCCAUCGCUAUAGAUUUGGGGGAUUUGUAGCUUACUUCCUUUUGAUGUGUCGCUUCAAAGCUUUAGAGAAAGAGGAUUUUCCAAUAAAGGUCCUUCCUGUGCCAAUCUCA